Lactuca saligna is the source of this 1122-nucleotide messenger RNA. The record is from the annotation of a GenBank genome assembly. Lineage: Eukaryota; Viridiplantae; Streptophyta; Magnoliopsida; Asterales; Asteraceae.
AUGGGUCGGUACAGUGAUAACGAAGAUGAAUUUUUUGACGCCCGUGAGGUGUUUGCUUCAAUGUCUAACUCAGGCUCCGAUUGCUCCCCCAGAAGACUGUAUUGGCCCGUGAUGAAAAUGAAAUUCAGCAGGUCCACUAAUUCAAUGUUUCAGGUCUACAAGAGAGGAACAGUUGGAAGAUCCAAUUAUAUUGAUGCAUACACGGGAAGGUUUGGAGUUCCACAUAUGGCUUUCAACUCCAUUAAUUCAACCAUAAACAAUGGUGGUUUAUUGAACAGUGGUGUUUGGGCUCCACCACAACCAAUUCAGCAAAUGCGGACGUAUACAAGGGUUCUGUAUCAUUGUGAGUGGCGGGGAAUUGGAGGACUCUAUGCCUCUCUUUUACUCAUUGUCCACCACUUCAUACAUGAUUAUGGCAGAUUUGGAGGUACGAUGAAGGCGACAGUGUUGUGCAAUAUUGAUUGGUUCAAGCCCACGAGUGCAAUGCGGGUGGAAGCAUCCACCACAGCAGUUAUCAUCUUUUGUCUCCAAUCUGGUUCGUGCUUCUCAACCUCAAAAGAUAUCUUGCAAAAAGGUGGAGGGCAAAAUCGUCAUACACGGGAUACCUCUGUGGACAUAGAUGGGAACAUCGCAGAUUUACAGACGCCUCCAAAAGCACCUUCCACGAAGCGUGGUUUUGGUUUUAGCCUCUUUAAGAAAACCACUGAUACAACAGCUGAAUCAGGACUUGAAGUUGCACUCUAUCCUCAAGAAACAAAGAUUCCAUAUUUGGAUGAAUGGGAUCAAAAUGAAAAGGAUCACUCCAUCUCCUUAGGUGGGGCUGUUAAGGAUAUGGAGUCUAGCUCUCUCCAUCUUUUAGUUUUAUGUGGUGCAAAGCCAGAUGUUGAUGUGAUGCAGAGAAUAUCAGGAAAAUUGAUUGGGAAACUUGAGGAAAAUGGUGGAGAAUUGCCAUCUUCGGACAGCUCAAUUAAGGAAGAUCUAUCAAGCUUGACUAUACACCUUUUCCUUUAUAUCAAAGAGAGUCAUGGGAUCGAGAAGGCUUUUCAAUUUCUCAGCAAUGUGAAGUCAGGGGAGGAAGAUGCACUUGUGCUUCACCAUGUGGAAGGGGCAUCUGAUUGUUGA